This is a messenger RNA of Closterium sp. Naga37s-1, 2877 nucleotides long. The record is from the annotation of a GenBank genome assembly. Lineage: Eukaryota; Viridiplantae; Streptophyta; Zygnematophyceae; Desmidiales; Closteriaceae.
AUGUUUUGGCGAGUAGCGGGCCUCGCGGCAACCUCACCGGUUGAUUUAAUUCUUGACAGAGAUCAGUAUACCCUUGAGGAGCUACUGGACGAGGAUGAUCUUAUUCAGGAAUGCAAGUCUCUGAACAACCGGCUUGUGAACUUCCUUAAAGGGAAGCCGCAAGUCGAGAAGAUGAUCCGAUAUGUGGUGGAGGCACCUCCCGACGAUGGAGAUGCUAAGCGGACAUUCAAAUUCCCGUUUAUCUCGUGCGAAGUCUUUACAUGCGACAUUGAUCAGAUAUUAACGACAGUGGUCGAGGAAGAAGAGAUUAUGGAUCUGCUGUUCUCCUUCACAAAUCCAGAUCGCCCGCACUCGAACCUUCUUGCAGGGUACUUCAGCAAGGUGGCUGUUUCGCUUCUUAUCCGAAAAACUCCAGAAGUGAUGGCAUACCUUCAGAGGCAUCCAGAGGUUCUGGAUAACCUGAUUCGACUGAUCGGGAUCACAUCCGUAAUGGAGGUCGUGAUGAAGCUUGUGGGAGCAGAUGAUCAAAUCAUGAUGUAUCAUUCCGACAAGCUGGAAUGGCUGGCUGAGACGAGCCUACUGGACACAUUGCUGUCCCAACUCAGUGCUCAGAGCUCCUCAGAUGUUCAUGCGAACGCGGCCGAGUGCUUGUCGGCCAUCGCGAGAACAGCCCCAUCCGCAUUGGCCGCUCAGUUGUCAACCCCCAAGUACAUUGGGAAGUUUUUCGAGCAUGUGCUGGAAGGCCCGAGAUCGAUGACAUCCGUCAUCAACUCUCUGUCUGUUUGCAUCACGUUACUCGACCCAAAGCGUGCACCGCCUCCCGGCGUCAUGCGCAACCAGCUCCAAUAUCAGCUGCAGACCCAGCAGUAUCAUCAGCAGCAGCAAGUGAUAUCUGUGGAGACUGUUGAAGGGAUGGUUCAGCGGCUGGGCGAGUUAAUUGGCAUUCUAGACCUUUCAAAUGACGACAAAGUCCUCCCAACAACCUAUGGAGAGCUACGGCCGCCGCUUGGUAUUCACCGUCUCAAGAUUGUGGAGUUCAUUGGAGUGCUUCUUGGCACUAACAGCGAGCUUGUGCGCCAGGAGGUUGUGAGGCUUGGCGGCGUGCGCACCUGUUUGGAUCUCUUUUUCAGAUUUCACUUCAACAACUUCUUGCACCACCACGUGGAGAGGAUGGUGAUGGCCAUUCUGGAAAGUGGCAGCUCGUUGCUGCUGGAGCAUCUCUUUGUGGAGUGUGACCUCCUCAACCGAAUCAUGACCGCUUAUGACGACCCCCAUGCGCCAGAUUCACGCCCAGAGCCGCGAGCUGCGUCAGCGAGAGUGCCUGCACGGAGCGGGUACAUGGGCCACCUGACCAGAAUAGCCAACCGGAUCUGCCAGUUGGCAGCGUCAAACUCUCAGAUCGAGGCUCACGUUCAGGCAAAUCCACGGUGGGCGGACUGGCAGAAGAACGUUCUGAGAAAACGUCUUUUGCUCGAAAAUGUAUACCAGUGGUCUUGCGGCCGACCAGCAGCGCUGGACGAUCGGCCAGGCGACAGUGACGAUGACGAGUUCAACAGCCGCGACCGGGACUUUGACAUCUCCACCAUCUCGCUCACAGGGGGCUCCAACGCCAACAGGAGCUACGGGCAAUACGCCUAUGGACAGUCGCUGCUUGACUCAGACGACGUGGAGGAGGGCCACGAGCUCAGGGAUCCCUAUGACGUGGACCUGGUGAAGGCGGAGCAAGAAAUCGAGACUCUGGCCCUGACUGAGAAUGCACCCACAAGUGGGGCGUCUGAGCUGCUGCCCACGCCUGCAGCUGAGGAGCCGGACAAGCCUCUGUCCAGCGACAAGCCCGAGGGUGAAGACGCUGCAGAUGAAGAUGCUGCAGAUGAAGAGGAGGAAGAAGGCACCGAGCAGACUGGCACUGACGAAUCUGGUUUCAAGCCGUUGCUACUGGACGGCCCCAGCAGCCUGUUCACAUCAUCAGAGGCAGCUCAAACCGCAUGGGUGGCGUUUCAAGAGGAGCAGCAGAUGGCAGCAGCAGGUGAUGGUGGAGAGGGUAGUGCAGAAAUAGCUGAAGGGGCAGAUGAAGGGGCAGUCGAGGGGGCAGCUGAAGGGGCAGACGAAGGGGCAGCUGAAGCUUUGGCUGAAGGGGCUGAAGAGGCAGUUGAAGGGGCAGCUGCAGGGGAAGGUGAAGUGGCAGCGGUAUCUGUUGGAGUUGAAGUUUCAGCAUCUGAAGUUACAAGAAGCAGUGAAAGUUCUGGUGCUGCUGUAGUCACUGAUGUGGAUGUAGCUGAGACAGGCACUGACGAAUCUUCCGGGGCUGAUGCAGCAGAAAUCAUCGAGGAGUCAGGCAGCGCUGGUGCUGAUGUUGCAGCAGCAAUCACUCAAGAAUCGAGUGUAGAGUCAGGAAGCACCCAGCAGGCUCUGGACGUUUUUGAGAGUUCACCCUUCGUUGCAGCUUCCAUGCCAGAGGCAACAACAGAAGACACUGCUGGAGCACAAUCUGACGAUGCUCUUGAUACCAAAGCUGACGCUGCAGCUGCUCCACUCACAGAGGCUUUAACAGAGACACCGACUGACACCACUUCAGGUGAAACCACAGAUGAGUCCCCAGUCACCGACACAACAGCAGCCGAAGUUCCUGUAGUAGCAGGUGAUGUAGCAGAGGCAACGGGUGAGGCAGUCUCAGGCAUAGAGGGAAACUCCUUGGGAGAAGAAAUCAGGGGUGUGGGGGAGACAGGUGAAGUAGGACCUCAGGGAGGUAACAGUGAAGGACAUGCAGGGACAGAAGCUGAUAGACUGGCAGGGGGUGGAGCUGCAGCUGUAGCGCCAUCAUCAUCUGAGGUCCAAUCAGAAUCAGCAGGUGCUGUGGCCAGUGAAUUGGCACAAUGA